AUGACGAAACGAAUAAAAGUGCACGAGGAAGGUAAUGUGGGUAUCAGCUUUGAGGCUGGCAGAUUGCUCACGUGGGGAGAUUCCCUGGUCAAGGCGUGGCCCAAAGGAUUGGAAAAUGAAGCUGAGGAGUUGGAAUGCUUCGGCGACGUCCGACAUGCCCUUUCUAUCAAGCAUGAAAAUAAGAUUUAUGUUCACGUGACAUCCGAAAGUGUCGACACUGAGACUUACGAGUGGCCUUCUUUGCUCGAGGAUAAGAACUACACUCUCUUCCGCUUUACCUGCGACAUCGGCUGCAUUGCCUCGCUCAAGAACGCGGAGUCCAUCCAAGCAGCAGCCGGAGCCGGCGAUUUCAAGGUUAAAUGGAAAGACCUUCAACGGCAAAGAGAAGUGACUCUUGAAGGACACGAUGCGCCUAUCCUGAGCGUUGCCAUUGAUCCUAGAGGCAAGCUAGUAUGUUCAAGCUCCUGCGACGGCUUCCUCAAAAUCUGGGACUUAUCAAAGGCCGAAUGCAUCUUCAACGAAAAGCUAUUCUUCAGAUCCAGCGACAUCGAACACGCCAAGUGCUCGGCCAAGCUCGAGUUUGAGCCAAGAAGCGGAGAACUGCUCGCCGUUCUUGUCGAAAAGGGCGCCAAGAUCUUCAAUCGUUCGGACAACACUCUCCUCCACGACAUUGAAGAGCCAGAAGUUCCGAAAACCCUCGCUUGGUCCAAGUGUGGCAGCGUUUUGGCCAUCGCUCUCAAGACUGUGGUUAAUUUUUAUGACACAAAAAGUUUCUCAAAAAUCCACGAAAUCUGCUCCGAAGAAAACUCUCCAAUUUCCGGCAUUUGCUUCACGGACAAAAGCGUUUUGAUCGCCGAAAAGUCUGGAACGCUUAUUUCAACCCCAACGAGCGAUUUCAUCACAAAAGAAAUGAAAGGAAAGUCUUCUUCGCUGCCCAAACCAGUCGCGAAAAUCGUCUCAGAAGAAUCAGUCGCUAUGUCUGUCGACGAUGAAGAAAGUAGGAACAACCAAUUCCUCGACGAGGAAGCUGGAGAAGCUGGAGAGGAGGAGGAAGUGGACGAUCUUGAAGCGCUCUGGGACGAAGAUGCAAAAUCCGAGACGGAUGAGAAAGCGAAUGAAGAGGGAGCGAUGGAGUUCGACGAGGAUUCCAACAACGCGGUCAGUCUCAACGCUGUUAGGGACAGCGUCCCUAUGGAUAAGCCAAGAGAAUACUCUGAUGGCGAAGACGAUGAUUUAGCUGGAGCGAUCUAUGAAGGCCCGCAGCCCUCGCAGAUGCAAAAAGCAUUCCAGCCAGGCGAGAGUCCAAAUUACAAUGCCAGCAGGUACCUGUGCUGGAAUUCGACGGGAAUCAUCAAAGGAAUGAUCGACGAGCAGCGGGGCAUUUCUACGAUCAUCAUCGAGUUUCAUGACGUGUCCGUUCAUCACUCAGUCCAGCUUGCCAAUCAACACGAUUUUGUUCUCGGCGAUAUGUCGGAACAAGCGAUUAUUCUCGCUUCGAAAGGUGAGCUCGAAGGCGAAGAUAGAAAGAAAUCAAUCGUCAAAGUGAUGAAUUUCAAAUCCUGGUGGGACAAAAACCGAGAAUGGCAAGUCGAGCUUGCUAGAAGAGAAAUCGCAGAGGUAGUCUGUGCUUCUACUGAUUCCGUGGCUGUCGGAACCAGUGCUCGAAACAUCCGGAUGUUCUCGCAUGCAGGUGCUCAAAUCAGGCUGGUUACCGUUCCCGGUCCAAUUGUAACGAUGUCGUCGAAUCUCGAGCAACUAUUUUAUGUUUACCAUCGACAUCAAGGAUUCGAAGGAGAUCAAUACAUGGCAUGUGGAACCAUCGCAAGCAGAAGAAUCGGGAAGAAGCGACGAACAGCAAACAUUCCCAGCGAUGUUGCAAUUUCCCCAGGAGCGAAACUGGCAUGGGUAGGCUUUACCGACGAGGGAACGCCAGCUACAUACGACACGACAGGCAUCGUUCGAAUUGUUGGUUGGGCUGAUCGUCAAUGGUUCCCGAUCGCGAACAUGACUACGAUCAAAAAGAAUUUCAAGACGGUCGACUGGUGGUACAUGAUUUCGAUCAACGAAGGAAACAAAGAGAUCGCAGCCGUACAUUGCGAAAAUGCAACCUAUCCUGAGGUGCAUCCGAGGCCCGAAGUUCACGUGAUGAGGAUAAACAUGCCCCUAGUUAAUCCGAAGACGGACAUUUCUAUCCAAGAAUCUGAAUUGAUGAUAAAUGCAAAUAUCACAGGCACGAUCGACUCUUUGAAAAAACGUGGAUAUGACAACGACGACGAGAUGGAAGAGCUCGUCCAGAAGCAGAUCACGAAGGGCAUUCUAAAGCUAUUGCUCGGAGCGAUUAUUCAGGAUGCCGAUGAUCGCGGCUAUGAGAUUUGCAAAUUGUUGGAGCAUCCGGGGCAGAUUCAGAUGGCCGUGCGACUCGCCAACAAUAAGGGACGAAUAAAACUGGCGGAAAGACUGAACGAUCUGGCGAGAAAACGGGCGGAAGAAGACGAUAGCUCUUCUGAGGAAGAAGAAGAAGAAGAGGAUGAAAACGAGGAUGAAGACGCGGUGGAAGAAAUCGAGGAGGAAGAAGUCGUCGAGCAAGGGAUUCCAGACGAAGGAAUAGCCAACGAAGUCAGCCAAGAUGGUUCUACAAUUUCGAACGUGUCGACCACGCAGGGAAGCACUCAGGAGUCACGAGAAGCUGAAGGAGAUGCAAGAGCUGCGGAAGAGAGACUUGCGAGACAGAAGGCGCGCAAUCCCUUUGCGCAAACGAGCACAGAGGACGAUAAAGAGAAUGACAAAACCACGCUUGACGAACUGCCAAAGUCGGAGGCCCAAAGAUCGAAGCCAAAGACUAUGAAAGACAAACUCGCCAGAUUCAGAAGCAAGCAGAAAGCCUCUGGAGCUGCGGCGAAGUCUUCGAAGAUUCAGUCCAAGAUCGCCUUCGGCAAGCGGAAAGAGCUGUCCACAGAAGAGCCAGCGACAAAAAAGCUCAAGGCCUCGGCAUUAGAAGCCAGCAGUGACAACGCGAGCGGAUCAGCUGUCUCUACCUCGAUGGCGAUGGAUGAUUUCGCCGCUGGGUCUGAUUCUGAUUAA
Oikopleura dioica is the source of this 3081-nucleotide messenger RNA. NCBI's taxonomy places the organism in Eukaryota, Metazoa, Chordata, Appendicularia, Copelata, Oikopleuridae. The record is from the annotation of a GenBank genome assembly.